UCGUUACAAAAAUAUCUCUGCGUCUCUUCUGACACUCCCUCGCUACUCUCUGUCUCCAUUUUUUUUUCAAAAUUCUUUGUUUUUCUGAUCUCUUUCUUGCCUUUGAGAAUUCAUCGCGAUCUUCUCCAGCUCCUUCAGACAAUUUCACCUGUCUGUUUUUUUUUUUUUGAGAAUCCUCCCCGAUCUGCUGUUCGAUCCAGACAUUUUAACCGAAGUUGGGAGAAAUGCUAGAUCACACCGAGAAAAUCUUCGAUUCAGAAGCCAUGACAACCAAGUUCACAUCCGUAGAUGCAACUGAAGAAAGCAGCAGCAGUGAUGGAGGAGGAGGUACCAGCAGCGAGAAGAAGAGUUGCGCCAUUUGCGGUACUAGCAAAACCCCUCUUUGGCGUGGGGGUCCCACCGGUCCCAAGUCGCUAUGUAACGCAUGCGGGAUCAGGAACAAGAAGAAGAAAAGUACUGUGGUCAGAAACAGAUCAGACGUUAAGAAGAAGAAGAAUCACGCUACAAAUCCUAAGCUUGGUGACUCGUUGAAGAAGAGAUUGGUGGAGUUGGGGAGAGAAGUGAUGAUGCAGCGAUCGACGGCUGAGGAUAAACAGAGGAAGAAGCUCGGCGAGGAAGAGCAAGCUGCUGUGUUGCUCAUGGCUCUCUCUUAUGCUUCUUCUGUUUAUGCUUAAACGUAUCUCUUGGUCUCAUCGAUUUGAGCUGAAAUAAUUAAUUAAUUUUUAGUAUGUUUUUCAGAUUCUGAGAGUAUUAUUAGCUAACGAAUUAGUGUGUAAUUUUUGUUCGAUUUU
Messenger RNA from Brassica oleracea var. oleracea, 791 nucleotides. Its product is annotated as GATA transcription factor 15. Lineage: Eukaryota; Viridiplantae; Streptophyta; Magnoliopsida; Brassicales; Brassicaceae. The transcript is spliced from 3 exons. The coding region runs from base 225 to 674 and encodes 149 amino acids. Gene Ontology annotation, biological process: regulation of DNA-templated transcription. Gene Ontology annotation, molecular function: zinc ion binding; sequence-specific DNA binding. The record is from RefSeq and is a predicted model, not a curated record.